Vanderwaltozyma polyspora DSM 70294 is the source of this 705-nucleotide messenger RNA. RefSeq lists its product as uncharacterized. The transcript has a single exon. The record is from RefSeq and is a predicted model, not a curated record. Bases 1 to 705 code for a protein of 234 amino acids. NCBI's taxonomy places the organism in Eukaryota, Fungi, Ascomycota, Saccharomycetes, Saccharomycetales, Saccharomycetaceae.
AUGACAUCAAAACAAGAUAACAAUAAUAGAAACUCCACAGAUUCAAGUAAUUUUGAAGAUAUUUCAUCAUUUGAUUCACAGAAUUCUUUUGCCCCUCAAGAAUUUAAAGGCAAUUUAGAUUCAAAUAAUGAUAACGAUACUGGUGUAUUCAAUAAGACAAAGAGUGGCACAAGUGAAACCAAUACAUUAAAAGUCAAUUCAUCUAACGAAAUUGAAAAAAUUGUCACUAGAAAUGCAUUGGAAAACAACACAGAAACUGUAGCUACAUUGAGGGAAACUGAAUCAAAACUUUCAAAAGUGCCUACUGAAAAUGUAUUACCUGCAACCAUGGAAAAUAAUGCAGCCUUUCCUGAAGAGUACAGAAUUGAAACAAAAACUGGGUUAGUUCCAAUUAAGACACUAGAAGAAAUGCAUAGUAAUAAAUCAAAUGGCAAAAAUGAAGAAAAUGAACAUCAUAAUCACCAACAUAAUCACCAUAAUCAUCAUAAUCAUCAUCAUCAUCAUGAAAAAAAUGAUGAAGAUAAAGAUGUUGAACAGAAAGAAAAACACCCUGCUGAACAUUUACCUCAUGGUAAAUUAGAGCAAAAAAAUAUAGAUAUUGUAGUAGAAAGAAACAAGAAGCAAUUAGAGAAAUGGGAAGAGCACAAACAUGAAAUCAAUCCUGUAAAAAAGUUUAUUUAUAAAUUUUUAGAUUCAUACCAAUAA